Molecule: messenger RNA, 838 nt
Organism: Bursaphelenchus okinawaensis
Lineage: Eukaryota; Metazoa; Nematoda; Chromadorea; Rhabditida; Aphelenchoididae
Source: the annotation of a GenBank genome assembly
AUGGUCGUUCUCCAUACCAGAUCUGGUGUUGUAGUAAGGGCUUCGUCUCUGCCACCGCUUCCAACACCUCCAGUAAGUACUGUGAUAUACGCAAUUAGAAAAAUUUAAAAUUUUUGUAUUCUUGGUAAAAAAAAAGCGAUAGCACAAUAAAAACAAUUCUCAGUAGAAGCAAUGUAUAACAUAUUGUUUUAGAUAUCUCGAUCUGUAACCAAUGCCCAUCUCAGCUCCAGUUCCUUGUACACGCCGUACUGGCCGUCUAGUGUAGCACAAGACCCGGUACUGAACCCAACGUACCCGUACAGAUAUACAGGGUCUUUCACUUUGGUAAGUCACCAUAAACAUUUACAUUGUUGUUGAAGACAGUAUACUUAAGGUCAGGUUGAACUUAUGCUUUUACAAUACAUUCUUUUACUUACUACUAUCAUUGUUACAGUACGACAACUACUACUCCCCAUACCGUCACUACGUACCUGACCAUUACCCCAAGAGAUACUACCACAGCGAUCCUUAUCAGUGGACUUCUGUUUACUCGUUUUACCCCAGGAACAAGUCGUACUGGUAGGUUGAAGCAACUAUUUUGUACUAUUAUGUUGUUAUUGUAAAAAUUAUAAUUUACAAAGAUUUACAAUAUCAAAAGUAAAUUUAAAUAAUGUUUGUAACAUUGUAUACGAGGUGUCACUUUAACAUCAUAUGUCUAAUACUACUACAAUGACAUUCCAGGUUCGACAACGACUUCUACGGGUACCCGUACUACCACCGCUCCAGAAGCAACGACCCGUACUUCUCCAAGUACUACGCUCAGCCAGUCUAUACUCCACUCCGUUCUUAUGUUUAUUGA